GUAUAGAAGCUUCAAAAGCAUUUUCCGGGUUUCUUGAGAGAACAGGUACCAGAGAGCUCAAAAGAGAAUCCAUAUCAAUCUUUAUUCAGUCGAACUUUGCCCCCAUCACUUUCCGUGAUUUGUAUUUCUACGAUUGAAGAUAGCUAUGACGAAGCAGCAAGCAAAUUGGUCUCCUUAUGACAACAAUGGAGGGACGUGUGUUGCAAUUGCUGGAGCUAAUUACUGCGUGAUUGCGGCUGACACUCGAAUGUCCACCGGUUACAACAUUCUUACUCGCGAUUACUCCAAAAUUAUUCAGCUAGCGGACAAAUCUGUGAUGGCCUCUUCAGGUUUUCAGGCUGACGUCAGAGCUCUGCAAAAGGUUUUGGCAGCCAGGCACUUGAUCUAUCAACAUCAGCAUAACAAACAAAUGAGCUGCCCUGCAAUGGCCCAGCUGCUCUCUAAUACCCUGUACUACAAGCGUUUCUUCCCUUAUUAUGCUUUCAAUGUCCUGGGUGGCCUUGACAAUGAAGGAAAGGGGUGUGUCUUCACUUAUGAUGCUGUUGGAUCUUAUGAAAGGGUGGGAUACAGUUCUCAAGGCUCUGGUGCUACUCUUAUCACCCCUUUUUUGGACAACCAACUGAAGUCUCCAAGUCCUCUCUUAUUACCUGCAAAGGAUGCGGUAACUCCUCUUUCAGAGUCUGAAGCCAUUGACUUGGUGAAAACUUGUUUUGCAUCAGCAACAGAAAGGGACAUAUACACUGGAGACAAGGUGGAGAUAGUCAUUUUGAAUGCAAGUGGAAUACGUCGUGAGUACAUGGAACUUAGGAAAGACUAAAUCCAGUUUCCUGUUCCUUGUGCCCCUGCUUUCCUUGGGAGAUCGAAAAUGCUAGGGUACCUGUUUGACGAUAAUUUAUCCCAUUGUUGGGACACAUUAGUUACCUGUUACUUAGUGAAUUAUCCUCUCAUGGUACGGUGAUUUCUUGAGGAAAAUCAAAUUUCUGUGUUUGCAUUUAAGUCCCUGUUGUUUAAACUCGCAAACCUUGGAUACGAGGAGCAAUCAGGUAUUUCUUGGGGCAAAAAAA
Sesamum indicum (sesame) is the source of this 1064-nucleotide messenger RNA. RefSeq names its product proteasome subunit beta type-1. Gene Ontology annotation, cellular component: cytoplasm; nucleus; proteasome core complex. The record is from RefSeq and is a predicted model, not a curated record. NCBI's taxonomy places the organism in Eukaryota, Viridiplantae, Streptophyta, Magnoliopsida, Lamiales, Pedaliaceae.